CAAUAUGGCGGCGCUAUCACCGCCCGUCUUGAAAAUAACCUGAAAAUCUGUAUACAAAUAUUAGCUUUCAUUAAUCAAUUUCGAUUUUUCUCGUUUCAAGUAAGCUUUCGCUUGGUAUCAAGUAUCACGAGCCUCGCAGAAAUGCUGCUAACCUUAAAGCCAGACCAUAAGAAACACGUAUUGUUCUUGGCCGAACAAUCGGCACCAGUUCUGCAGGAUUUCUGCAAACUGGCGCUGGAUUAUUUGCAAAAGGGUCCAAAUGUCAAGGUAUACAACGCUGCCGCUCAAAAGUUAAAUGUUGAGGUGGAUGUGAUCAGGAACUCGGUGGAGGGUCUGGUUAAUCUUGUUCUGGAAAGCUGUAAGCACAAGCUGAAUGCAGAGAAUUUCCGAGACUCCGUGGUCGCUUUGGGCUUCACGGAAGAAAAGGAGGCGAUCCUGAGCAAGUUGUACAGUGUUAAAAAGGACGAGGUCUCGGAUGCGUUAGAAGAGAUUGGAUUCAAAUCGACUAGUUAUCACGACAUGGAGUGGAGAUUCGAAGUGCAGACUGCAUCGAGAUCUCUGUUGAAGCAAGUCGCCCCGCUGAUCACUCUAGACUUGUCACUGAAAAAUCCUGACAAUGCAGAUGCAGUAGAACACGUUUUGCUGCAGACCGAUCCUACUAACUUGCUUCACCUGACUCAACAGUUGGAGGAAGCGCUGCAAGAAAGCCACAGCCAACAUACACGAAGAAUCUCCAAGGCGAUAAAAUAAGACUCGGUGAUUUGUACAUAUUUAUAUUUAACGCAAUAAAUGAAGAUAAACGAA
Molecule: messenger RNA, 804 nt
Organism: Ooceraea biroi (clonal raider ant)
Lineage: Eukaryota; Metazoa; Arthropoda; Insecta; Hymenoptera; Formicidae
Product: COMM domain-containing protein 2
Source: RefSeq, a predicted model, not a curated record